Molecule: messenger RNA, 1817 nt
Organism: Megalops cyprinoides (Indo-Pacific tarpon)
Lineage: Eukaryota; Metazoa; Chordata; Actinopteri; Elopiformes; Megalopidae
Product: RAC-beta serine/threonine-protein kinase
Exons: 13
Coding region: 40-1482 (480 amino acids)
Biological process (GO): protein phosphorylation
Molecular function (GO): protein serine/threonine kinase activity; ATP binding
Source: RefSeq, a predicted model, not a curated record
ACCCCCCCGCCCCCAACCCCCAAAACUUCCCGCCCCAGAAUGAACGAAGUUAGUGUUGUGAGAGAGGGGUGGCUCCACAAGAGAGGUGAAUAUAUCAAGACAUGGCGGCCUCGGUAUUUCAUCCUGAAGAGCGAUGGCUCCUUCAUCGGUUACAAAGAGAAGCCUGAAAUAUCCGACCACAGCCUGCCUCCUCUCAACAACUUCUCUGUGGCAGAGUGUCAGCUGAUGAAGGCUGAGAGACCUCGGCCCAACACGUUCAUCAUCCGCUGCCUGCAGUGGACCACUGUCAUUGAGCGCACCUUCCACGUGGACAGCAAUGAGGAGAGGGAGGAAUGGAUGCGGGCAAUCCAGGCAGUGGCCAACAGCCUGAAGACGCGGGAAGAGGAGGAGCCUAUGGACAUCAAGAUGGGCUCCCCCAGCGACAGCAGUGGCAUGGAGGAGAUGGAGGUGGCCAUGUCCAAGUCUCGGUCCAAAGUGACCAUGAGUGACUUUGAUUAUCUGAAGCUCCUGGGGAAGGGCACCUUUGGUAAGGUGAUCCUGGUCAAGGAGAAGGCCACAGGCAUGUACUACGCCAUGAAGAUCCUACUCAAGGAGGUCAUCAUCGCCAAGGAUGAGGUGGCGCACACAGUGACGGAAAGCAGAGUGCUGCAGAAUACGAGACACCCCUUCCUAACUACACUAAAGUAUGCUUUCCAAACGCAUGAUCGGCUGUGCUUUGUAAUGGAGUAUGCCAACGGAGGAGAGCUGUUCUUCCACCUGUCCCGGGAGCGGGUGUUCACAGAGGACAGGGCGCGGUUCUACGGUGCGGAGAUCGUUUCAGCGCUGGAGUACCUGCACUCGCGGGAUGUGGUGUACAGGGACCUGAAGCUGGAGAACCUAAUGCUGGACAAAGACGGCCACAUCAAGAUCACAGACUUCGGUCUGUGUAAGGAAGGCAUCACCGAUGGAGCCACCAUGAAGACGUUCUGUGGCACACCGGAGUACCUGGCACCUGAGGUGCUGGAGGAUAACGACUAUGGGCGGGCAGUGGACUGGUGGGGGCUGGGCGUGGUCAUGUACGAGAUGAUGUGCGGCCGGCUGCCCUUCUACAACCAGGACCACGAGCGGCUGUUCGAGCUCAUCCUCAUGGAGGAGAUCCGCUUCCCCCGAAACCUGUCGCCUGAGGCCAAGUCGCUGCUCGCCGGCCUGCUGAAGAAGGACCCCAAGCAGAGGCUUGGAGGCGGGCCCGACGAUGCCAAAGACGUAAUGACACACAAGUUCUUCGUCACCAUUAACUGGCAGGAUGUCCUGCAGAAGAAGCUGAUCCCGCCAUUCAAGCCCCAGGUGACGUCGGAAACGGACACGCGCUACUUUGACGACGAGUUCACGGCACAGACCAUCACCGUCACGCCCCCGGACAAGUUUGACAGCCUGGACUGUGAGGACCCAGAUCAGCGCACACACUUCCCCCAGUUCUCCUACUCGGCCAGCAUACGGGAGUGACACUGUGUCAGGCGCACGCACGCAUGCAUGCAUGCACACACUGCGGGAGACUGGGACCACCAACUCCCGGCAACACAUACACUCACAACAUUGACACAGACAGACAGGACACAGCAGGAAGCAGAACCCACAGGGCGAACUGACGGCUGACCUCAUCAGGAGAAAAGUGCCUUUUACUGGCAGCUGUCUAUCCGCUCUCCCCUGGCCACAGCCCAGCCCUUUACACUACACGUGCAGUACCCAGCCUCUGCCAUAGCACUUGAACAGCACACACCCGGCCAGACGGUGGCCACACAGCACACACACCUAUCCUCCCAGAGACUGCAGGAGAAAAA